AUGAGUGAAAAGAAGGUAUUUGUGUUUGGAUCCUUUACAGAACAUGAAACAAGGUCAUUACUUGAGAAAAAACCCACUAAGGCUCCUCAGAAUAAUAAAGACAAGUCUGUGGGAGGUAUACAAUUCGGCUCGUUGAAUCUUGCUGCCAAAAAUUCUUCGGUAGAUACUAAUGGCAAGUUGAAUAAGGGUCAGGCUGAUGGGACUGUUAAAUCUCAACCCUCCAGCUCUCAUAAAGAAGAUAAAAGUUUUCAAUCCGCUGGGUCGCAAAAGAAAGUUGAUGCUUCUAGACCUUCCAGCUCGGAUAAGGUCAAUGAUAGUGAUGCAAAACUCCCUAGAAAAAACUCUUCAGGGAUUCCGGAGCAUGUGGAAAUAAAUGGAAUUAUAAAGGAGGUCUCCGAAAGAAAAUCUCUCAACAAUGGUGUGGCAGUGAAAACAGAUACUAUUGGUUUGGAUGAGUCUGGUGUCUCGGAUGGUGAAAGUGAGUCUUUGUAUAAAGCUUCAAGCUCAAAAUUCCAAGCUCUGGACAGUGGAAUUUUGUCAAAUGACUCUUCAUCUGGUAGCAUACCAAGAAAGAAUAACCAGAUGGUUCCUAUGGAAUCUGUUCCACCCAUUAAAGACUUUACACCGAGAGGAUUAAUAAACGCCGGAAACCUGUGCUUCCUCAAUGCAACCUUGCAAGCGUUGCUUUCUUGUUCUCCUUUUGUGCAACUCCUCCAGGGAAUACAGCUAAAAGAUGUUCAUAAGGCUGAAUCUCCAACUUUAGCUGCAUUUUCCGAGUUCAUCUCUGAAUUAGAUGUGCCGAUGACCUCAAGCUUCAGAAAUAAUGUUGCUGUUGUUGAGGCUGGUAGACCUUUUACACCUUCCAUGUUCGAGGGGGUACUUAGAAAUUUUACCCCUGAUGUACUCAACAACAUGUCUGGCAGGCCUAGGCAGGAAGAUGCUCAAGAGUUUUUGAGUUUUAUAAUGGACCAAAUGCAUGAUGAGCUAUUGAAACUCAGGGAACAAUUCCCUAGAGUUAGUGCUUCUAAGUCAUCAGUUGUUUCUUCUGCCAACGAUGAUGAUGAAUGGGAAACAGUUGGACCCAAAAACAAAUCAGCUGUGACAAGGACACAAAGCUUUGUUCCUUCUGAGCUCAGUGACGUAUUCGGUGGGCAGCUAAAAAGCGUCGUGAAGGCAAUAGGGACCAAAGCUUCUGCUACUGUACAGCCUUAUCUCUUACUUCACCUUGAUAUUCAUCCAGAAGCCGUGAGGACAAUUGAAGAUGCGUUGCAUUUGUUCUCUGCCCCAGAAGAUCUUGAAGGGUAUCGAGCCACGGUCACUGGGAAGGCUGGUGUAGUGAGUGCUAGGAAGUCGAUAAAGAUACAGAAACUGUCGAAGAUAAUGAUACUGCACCUUAUGCGUUUUAGCUAUGGAAGCCAAGGGAGUACUAAGCUGCAUAAACCCGUUCACUUUCCUCUCGAACUCAACUUAGGUCGCUACCUUCUUGUAUCUUCAUCCAACGAGGGCUUAAAGUAUGAGCUUGUGGCCACGAUAACUCACCAUGGAAGGGAUCCGUCAAAGGGGCAUUACACCACAGAUGCUCGACGAAAGAACGGUCAGUGGCUAAGGUUUGAUGACGCCUCUGUGACCGCAAUAGGGACAAAACAAGUGUUGCACGACCAAGCAUACGUCCUCUUCUACAAGCAAGUGUAA
Molecule: messenger RNA, 1692 nt
Organism: Arabis nemorensis
Lineage: Eukaryota; Viridiplantae; Streptophyta; Magnoliopsida; Brassicales; Brassicaceae
Source: the annotation of a GenBank genome assembly